Molecule: messenger RNA, 1746 nt
Organism: Saccostrea echinata
Lineage: Eukaryota; Metazoa; Mollusca; Bivalvia; Ostreida; Ostreidae
Exons: 9
Coding region: 1-1746 (581 amino acids)
Source: RefSeq, a predicted model, not a curated record
AUGGAAUCCACACCAAGUUUCGAAAGUGAAUGGAUCGCCAUGGUGGCCAACUCAUCAAAAUCAGGAAAAACAAUUCCACACGGUCUCGGAGAGCUUCCUCUCCUGGUAAAGGUUGAAGCCAAAACAACAGACGGAUGGAUUUUUCCUGGUUUUGGAUCCGCUCAAACUGAUGACGAUGACGGUUCCUUAUACGGUGGGGUCGUUUUUAUAUAUGAUGACAAAAAUAUCAACAUAGCGGUUCCCAAAUGGAACAACUAUAUCAGAAAUACGACUUGGACAGCUUUGUAUACAGGAAAUCGGGAAAAAUGGAUUGGACCAGCUCAGAUUGGUAGAACUUACAUUUCUGUUCUGGUUCGGGCGAAAGCGUGGCGAUCUCUUGACUUUCCAACAGCUUCUUUUGAAAGUGAGGCAUUAUCCGUAGAGAAAGGGCAAUGCGUCAAUACGACAGUGCAGCAUUCAAUGGGUAAAUACCCUGACCUUGUGCUGGUUCAGAUUCAGACCCCUGUAGGAACAUUUCAAGGUCAAGGCUUGUCCUCUCGACCUAUGGCUUCUACCGCUUCCCAUAUAGGAGGACUUCUCUUUGGAUUCAACCACACACACGUCCAAUUGUGGUCGGCGUGUAACAUUAGUGGAAAGCUGAAAGGGUUAGGGUUAUUAUGCGUUGCUGAUGGCUGGGGAGGUGGAAGGUUCCUAAGUGACACAGGAUCUAUAAUCAUAAAGACUUGGGAUUUGGGCACGAGCAUUGAACGAUUUCAAAUAUCAGACCUCGAGACCAAGGAUUAUAUUUUACCAUAUCAAUACACGAGGACACUAAGUCCUAUCCUCUCUGCUCAGAUCGAAGUAAAAGACGGUCCUAACAAAAAUUACCGAUUUGACGGUGUUGGUUCAGUAAUGACUGAGUUUGUACCUUAUGGUGGACUUGUAUAUGGAUACAGUGAAACAUCGGUUGCUUUCUGGGUUCCCCACCUAAACAAGAGAAAAAUAAAUGAAGCUGCAAUCUUCAUGAUGGGGGAGAUGUGGGGAUGGGGUUACAAGGAACAGAUGACCAACAACGUGGAUAUCAUAAUCAGCGUUCACAAUGCAAAGGUGCCUAUCUGCAUUUACAGACCCGAAACAAACAUCAAGGUAUCAGUUAUCAAAAAAUACAACAAUUAUAAUGAAUCAAUUUAUGCUCGUGGCGAUGAGAUUCAUCUGCAAUGCAUGAUGGGAUACCGUUACUUGGCGGGAAACACCACACUAACAUGUACUGAAGCUGGAGACUGGAAUGGUGAAAUACUGACGUGUGAAGUUAUAACAUGCCCAGAGACUAACAUCAGCUAUGCUGAGAUUCUUUACCAAAACUUCAGUAUUGGAGGAUUGGUGAAAUACAAAUGUAUUCCUGGAAGUCGGCACAAAGAAGGAAACCUUAAUCGAACAUGUACCGAUGAAGGAGAAUGGAAUGAGGACCCUCCAGUUUGUGAAAAGUGUAAGUGCCCUUGCGGCAUGGUUGGCUCUAAGCCCAUCAAGGAACAUGAAAUAGAAAAACUUCAUCAGCGAUUAAAGGAGUUGAAAUCGAAUUUGGUUGUUCUGAAGAAUACUACGUCAAGGGCCAUCAGGAAAAGGAUAAGUGCAACCGACGUCCGACCCUCAGCAAUGGGGGCGGGGGCUAUUCUUGGAGUGGGAAUUUUGUUGGUUGUCAUUGGGAGCAUCAUUAUCAGUGAUCUCCCAAAAGUGUGGUCAUUCCUAUUUCCACGGAAAGAAAUCUAG